Messenger RNA from Bolinopsis microptera, 2382 nucleotides. Its product is annotated as sodium-dependent neutral amino acid transporter B(0)AT2-like. The record is from RefSeq and is a predicted model, not a curated record. Gene Ontology annotation, cellular component: plasma membrane. Lineage: Eukaryota; Metazoa; Ctenophora; Tentaculata; Lobata; Bolinopsidae. Gene Ontology annotation, biological process: sodium ion transmembrane transport. Bases 242 to 2113 code for a protein of 623 amino acids. The transcript is spliced from 12 exons.
UUAAUUUGGUGAUUUGUAUUGGCGCCUUUGGCAACAUAUUGAAGCUCAAAAUCGAAUCAAAUACAUUUGUUUUGCUAGUAGUAGUACUAGUGGUUUUGAAUUUGUUGACUGUUGAGACCGAGACAACGAAUAAUUGUAGCCGAACAUUAAAAGACUUUUAGAAAAAGUCGCCAUUCGGUCUAACAGUGUCAGUAGUUAUACUUAUUAGUCAUAAUCAACAAAUCGUAGUUAAACUAUAAUCAUGGGAAAGGACCCCGAAACAGCAGGAGGACCCGAAACCGCAGGAGGACCCCCAAAAGAGGCGGAGAACAGAUUAAGAUGGGGCAGUCACUUGGAGUUCCUACUGGCAGCUGUGGGAAUGGCUGUGGGCACCGGUAAUGUGUGGAGGUUCCCCUACCUGGCUCAGAAGAACGGAGGAGGAGCUUUCCUCAUCCCGUAUUGUAUAAUGCUAGCUGUUGAGGGAAUACCACUGAUGUUCAUGGAGCUAUCUCUGGGUCAGCGUCUUCAGCAGGGCUCUAUCAAGACAUGGAGUAAAAUAAGACCUUAUCUAAAAGGUAUCGGAAUCGCGCAAGUAGUGGUAUCAUUCAGUAUGACAGUGUACUAUCCCAUCGUCAUGACGUGGUGCAUGUACUACUUCUAUCUCUCUUUCAGUAACCCGCUCCCUUGGGUGAAAGAAGAGUGUGAUGCAGCGAGAGCUGACUACAGCUGUUGUUUGAAUGACUCAGCUAAACACUUCUACUACGUUUCCGCCCUGCAAGUCACCAGCUCGAUCAGCGAUAACGGUGGUUUUGUUAACGGUGUGGUCAUCUGUUGGGUCAUCAGCUGGGUUAUGACUUAUGCUUGUCUUUUCAAGGGUCCUGAAUCGCUGGGAAAAGCUGCCUAUUUCACUGCGACAUUCCCUUACCUGGUCCUCUUCUGUCUUUUCUGUCGAGGUGUCUCUCUAGAGGGAGCAGGAAGAGGAAUCAAGGUUUUGUUCACUCCGGACUUCUCCGUUCUUUACGAUCCAAAUGUGUGGAUGGAUGCAGCUGGACAGAUUUUCUACAGCUUGAGCGUUGGGUUUGGAGCUUUGAUAUGUUUUGCGUCCUACAAUCCGAUAAAAAACGACUGUCGCAAAGAUGCCAUCUUCAUUUCGUUGGUCAACUGUGGAACUUCAGUGUUUUCGGGAAUUGUAGUUUAUUCGAUACUCGGUUUUAGAGAGGUCAGUACAGGAAUAAAGGUAGCUGAUGUGGAGGGGGGACCAGGUCUGGCUUUUAUCGCUUACACAACAGCAGUAGCUGAGAUGCCGCUACCUCAGCUCUGGGCAGCAGCUUUCUUCUUUAUGAUGGUUACUCUGGCAUUGAACUCGGAGUUCGGGACUGUGGAGGCUUGUAUUACUCCCCUGAGGGACUUUAAACUGUUUUCUAAGAUCUCCAGAGAGUUGCUGUGUUUGAUCGUCUGUUGUGUAAUGUUUUUGGUGGGAUUGCCCAUGUGUUGCCGCAACGGUCUGUACGUGUUCAACCUGUGGGACAACUACUCAGUCACCAUUCCCUUGCUAUGUGUUGGGGCUAUGGAAUGCAUAGCGGUCAUGUGGAUAUACGGCAUGCCAAGGUUCCUGAAGGACAUAGAAUAUAUGACUGGUACGGUACCCAACAAAUACUGGCAGAUCUGCUGGAAAUGGGUCUCUCCAGCUCUUAUCAUCGUUGUGCUGCUGUCGAGUAUGAUCAAGAAGAUGAUAGUCCCUGAAACAUAUGAAUCCUUCGUGGGCUGUAUAGAUUCACCCAUCAACGACAACAUCCCAGGAACUAAGAACUGGAACAGACUCAUUCCUUUCACUUGGUGGGCUCAGAUCUUCGCAGCUCUGAUGGUUAUCGCCCCUGUAAUGUGGAUGCCGGUGUUCGUUAUUUGGAAGUGGAAGGCAGAUAUAGUCCCCAUACCUUAUCUGCAGGGAAUGAUUGACGAGGGGAUGGUUGUGAAGGAUAAACCGUUCUGUUUCGGUAAAGAGGUUCGCAAGUUCAAGGAAAAUAUUGGACUGAAAAGUAGCAGACCUGCUGCGCAGAACGGGGAGGGUUAUGUGGUUCAGAACAUGACCGCAACCAAUGGUAUUAAUCCUGAUAAUACAGGAUCGAAAGUAUGAUCACAUGACCGGGUAGUCUUUGCUAGCACUGGACUUACUUCGAAGCCAUUUACCUACACAACCUUUACCAUCGUGGCUCCUAUAUAUAUAAAUUAUAAAGAACGGAUUGAAUCUAGAAGACUUUAAAUAAGAUGAUACGAUUUCUGGAUACAGAACAAUACUUUAGGAAAAAAUGUAAAAUAAGAAUGAAAACUAGAUUAAAUCUAGUACUAGUAGAUUUACUGUGUAUAUCUGAUAUUGUAUUUAAACAAAACCCAAAAUUGGGUAGA